CACACGGGCCACCCUCGGGCCGCCACUGCCACCCCUAGAUCACCAUCCACCUCCUGCUGCUGGCCCCCUGUCACCAAACCUGUCCACUGUGUUCCCAUGGCCACCCUGGGCAUCCUCUUGUCCCCCACAGCCACCCCUGGGUCUGGUCCUCAACAGGUCCCCACUGCUACCCCCAGGUCACUCCUGUGCCCCAAAUGGGUCCCUACUACCCAAGGUCACUGGUGGUGCCACCCCCUGGGUCCCCAAUUCCACCUCUGUGUCACCUGGGUCCCCAGUUCCACCCCUGUGUCACCAGUGGGUUUACCAUGGCUACCCCCAGGUCACCCAUUGCCCCAACAGCCAUGACCACCAUGUCACCCUGUGUCCUCAACACUCCUCACUGCCACCCCCAGGUCACUCAUGUUCCAAACAGUUCCUCCCAGCCAUGGGACCUCACCAUGACCCUGCCACCACCCCAUGUCUCCACUUGUCCCCUCCGUGUCCCCUGUGCCAAAUCCCUAUGUGGUCCUGUGUUCUCUCAUGUCCCCUGUGUCCGCAGGUUGCUGGUGUCCUGCAGCGCCUGUCCCUCUUGUCUCGCUCUCUCAGCGCCAACAUCACGCUGGGCUGGGGCCACAAGGAGGGGCCACAGGUGAUGGCAGCGGCACAGCGGGUGGGGGUGCACACUUGGGCCAAGCAGCUGCCAAAUGGCUAUGACACAGAGGUGGGCCCACGGGGCAUGCAGCUUUCAGGGGGGCAGGCACAAGGAGUGGCGCUGGCCCGGGCCCUGCUCAGGAACCCCCAAGUGCUGGUGCUGGAUGAGCCCACGCGGGCACUUGACCCCAUGACCCAGCACAAGGUGGAGCAGGAGCUGCUGUGUCCCGGCGCUCCUGGGGCAAGGGAGAGGCCGGCAGUGCUGCUGGUGACAGGGCGGGUGGCCCUGGCCCAACGGGCUCCGAGGGUGGCCCUGCUGGAGGGGGGGCGGCUGCGGGAGCUGGGGAACCCCGGGGAGCUAAGGACCCUCCC
Cyanistes caeruleus (blue tit) is the source of this 1002-nucleotide messenger RNA. Lineage: Eukaryota; Metazoa; Chordata; Aves; Passeriformes; Paridae. The record is from RefSeq and is a predicted model, not a curated record.